AUGGAGAAGUCUUAUGCAAAAGAAACAGAAAAUCUAAAGAAAUCGCUUGCAAAUCAUUUAGCAUAGUUUGAAAAAAGUAAUGAGUGGGCAGAUUCAAGUAACUGGUUAAUUAAAGCUGCAUAAAUUUUAGAUGAAAACAAAACACCUCAUAUUCCUCACAAGGAAAUUUUUGCUAAAAGGCUUGCUCAAUGCCUUUAUCCCUCAUUACCUUCUAAAGUGCAUGGAUUAGCAUUGACAACUUAUGAUAAGAUUUUUUAAAAUUUAAAGCUUUUAAAGUUAGGUGGUGAUAACAAAAAAUAUGUUAAUCAGCUCUCAUCUGAUUUAGCCUUAUAUGCUAUUGGCCUCUUUCCCUUCUUUCAAUUUGCUUCUUUGCAAAUUAAACCAUAAUUUUUGAAGCUUAUUUAAGAUUACAUUACUGAGCUGCAAGUAUAACUCAUUCCUUGCCUUCCUGGGCUUAUUGCUUGCGUUUUACCAGGAUUAGAAGAUAACGAUGAAUCAGUAUAAAGAUAAACUAUAAAAUUAUUAGACACAGUUUAAGAGGGAGUUGGCUAAAAAUAUUUUUUUGCAGCUUUAUGGAUGACUAUUCUAAGAAUUCCUAGAAUAAGGAUAGGUGGAUUCAAGUAUUUAAAUAAGAAAACUAAGCCUUUUAAGCAGAUAGAAGCUGAAUAAAUUGAUUAUGAAUUUUAGAAUUUUGAAUAAAAAAGCGAGGAUUCAUUAUAUGGAGAUAGCAAAUAAAGUAACAGCAAUAACUCCUUAAGAAUUAAAAAAAAUUCUGAAUAUAGUAUAAAAGAUGAGAAUAUUAAUUUUACUGGUCAGCAAAGUUUUGAUUAAGAGGUUGAAGGAGAAAUAAGGAUUUCUUAUGACCACUUUUAGGAUCCAAUAGCUUAGCUUUAAGUCUAACUAAUGAAACAAAUAAAUGCCAUAAAAGACUUAAAGAGUGAAGAGAAUUUCUAUCCUAAUAAAUCAAAUUUAAUUAUUAAUGCUUUACUAAGUGUUUUAUAAGAUGAAAAUAUAUUAACUCGUAAGUUCGGAUUAGAUUACAUUACCUCACAUUUUCCAAUUGAAGAAGACAUACUCUCUGACACAGAUAAGCAGCUUUUAGUUUAGCAAUGUCUGUAUUAAUUUCAUUUAAAUGAGUUCACUGUCAUGAGAAAAAUUAACAUUUGGCUCUUUGGUCCUCCUGACAAUGACAAUAAAUUCAGUGUAUAAGAUGAUGAAAGAGGGAUUAAACUGUUAAAAUUCAUUAAAAAAUCCAUAGUUAAUUUGUUCUCACUGCCUUUAAUUGAUAAAAAUAUUCCCUUGAAGGUUCUGUAAAAUUUUUACAGAGAACAUGAUCACUUGAUAGAACUUACUUUAGAUGAGAUUGCUUUUGAGAUGAUAAAGUUUAUGUUUAACGUUAAAGAAGACUAAAAUUUGUUCCUCUCUACUUAGCGUCUUCUUCAAAGUAUUUCUAACCACAUGGACUUGGUAUUCAAGUAGCUGAGUUUAAAGUUAUCAGAAGCAAUGGAUCAAAGAAAUGAGACAAAUGCAUUGCAAUCAAUUGAAUUGAUUGAAUUUACAAUUUCUAUGUAGCAUAAUGAUAUUUCUGAAGAAAAUCAAAUAGAUUACUCAUAGAUUAGCGAAAGUUUUCAACCUAUAAUAUAAUAAAUUUUGUAAACUUUUGUUAAGAUUGGACCUAAAACUAUAACUAAAACAACCUACAGAGGUCCUGCCUUACAUUUAGUUUUAGAACUUCUAAAAUAGCUUACAAAUAAUAAUGUGUCUGUGACUUUGUCAGAGUAGCAUAAAGAGAAUAUUGUUAAGUUUAGUGAUUAUUAUUGCGAAUAUGUUUCAUAUAUUUUGUAAACGGAUGAUGAUUUUGGUAUUUUAGACUAUUCUUCCAAAAUUCUGCUUUCUCUAAAUAAAAUAAUGGCUAUUCACUCUGAAAAAUAAGAAAAAACAUUGAUUCCUAAUUGGCUAGCUUCUCUAAUAUCAUGCCUUAAUUCUAAAUCUACAAGAAUUCUCUAUUUUUCUGUUAUAAAUCUUUAUGAUUUGUUAGAAAAUCCAAACGAAUUUAGAGGAUAUAUCAGCAAAAAUGAGGAGACCCUCUUAAAGAUUCUCCAUUGUUUAUACUAUAUAUUAGAUGAAGAAUCUAUAUCUUCUUCUGAGAUCAUCAAUAAAAUUUUACAUUUUAAAAAUUAUUAUUCCUAAAUAUUCUACUAAUUCAUAUAGCAAGAUCUCAAGAUUUCUCCUUCAUUAGAAUAAUCAAUAAGACGCUAUUCAAAGUAUUUCCGCCUAACAAAUGACUACUUCUUAGAGAAUUCAAUAUAAAAUAAUGGUGUGGGAAUCUACGAAUUGUUAAAUUAUUUAUAAGAUGAUAAUCCUCUUAUACGUUACACUUCAAGAAGCUGGUUAAAUGACAAUUUAAGUUACCUUUCUCGUAUCAUAGAUCCUUUGAUUAGUGAUUUACUAGAUGAAUACAAAUAAGCUGAAUACUUUUUAACAAAUAAUAAGAAAGUAUUAUUCAAAAACGAAUAUAACUAAGAUAAAGUAUAGAAUUUAUAUAAAUAAAUUAAAUCAAUAGUUAGCAUUCUAAGAGAGAAAUUUGUUUUGUAUUGCUUCAACUAAACUAUUUCUUUUAAGAUUUAGUAGUAGAUCGCUUCUAUUAAUAAUAUGGUUUCUUAGUUUGAUAUAAAUAAAUGCAGUUACCUUGAAAUAAUUAUUUUUCUUUCACUCAAGCUGAUGUAAGGAUAAACUUCAAACUCUUUUUCUUAUUAAUUUUAAUCUAAAAAUGCAACAAUUAACGCAAACUUUUGUGAUUUCUUAGAAUCAAUUAUGAAUGAGAUAUAAGACCAAGAAAUAUUGAUGAAGUCAAUUACUUUUAUGCUUGAGAAUAUUCUAAUUUGUAUAUCUAAUUUGAUAGAUUAAAACAAUUAGGUUAUGCAAGUUUAAGUUCUCAAUUUAUUCAAUAUAAUCCUUUAAAAAAUCAAAGAUAAUAUCUCAAACCUUAAAUCAGAUGAUAAAAAGCUUAUUAGUGAAAUUUUAACUUCAUAUUUUUGUUUUCCUACCUUGCUUCUUGGAUUAAGCAGUACAAAGACAUAUUAUGUUAACUAGACUUACCUGAAAACAAUAAACAGUACUGUUUUCUACUGCUCUCAGCUUAUAUAACCAGAUAGCAAAUCACAUAGCAAUCUUAUUUCUACACUUACUAAAUAUGUUGAGUAGAUUACUAACACUUAUGUAGAUUUGAUAAAAGAUACUCAAGUCACAAACUUCUAAGAAGAAAGUUUGAAUUUGACCCAGAUUUCAAGGAUAAGAACUUCUAAUUCAAGGUCUUUAUCUAUAAGAUAAAAUUUUAAACUAAAAACUAAAAACAAUGGUAGUAUUUAGCAUUUAGAUGUUUCUGCUCUUUUCUUAUAAGAAACAACUACUUUACCAGCUUCUCAAUAAGAUCAGCUUAUCUUGUUUGAUGCAUUAAAUAAACUAAUGAACUAUUUUCUAAAGUUUAAGAAGCAAGAAGUGCAACAAAACACAGAAAGAAAAAGACUAAAGUCUUUAUUUACUAUGCAUUCACAUAAUGAAAAAAAAGAAGCCUAAACAGCAUAGUUUGGUUAAUUUUAAUAAAUUAAUAGAAAUAUCUUAGAUAAUUUACCAAGCAUAAUAGAAGCAUUUUUGCAUUGCUGGCCGUUAUCAAAUAGUUUUUAAAAUUAUUAAAAUAAAUUAACAAGCAAAGGCAUACUGCAAUACAAAUAUGAUUCCUUUGUUGAAUUUAAUCAGUAAUAUUAACAAGAGCUUAAAAAUAACAGCCUUAACUAAAAAGAUUCUUUAAGGUAAAAGAUCAUAGCUAUUAUGAAACCAAUUUUUACUUAAUUUAGUGUUGACACUAUGCAUGCACUAUUUAAGCUCUACACAAAUAAUAUUUGCAAUGAAUGGUAUAAUGAAGAAGAGUAUCCUAUCAAUUUGUAUAAAUUAAUGGAUCUCAUAAUUUCUCUUGAUAUAAACUUGGUUGAUUUUAUUAAUGUAUGCUUAAAAAGUGAUAUGGUACUACAAAUCACAAACUUUUAUAAUACUAGAAUAUCUAUUCCCAAGAAUACAUUUCCUUUCAGUAGAUAAAUAGCUAUAAACGAAAUCAACGUUCUCAGCUUCACCUAUAUAAUAUUUUCAAUCUAUCCUAUUGAUGACACGAAAAUGCCUGAUAAUUACUUACAAGAUAUUUGGAUUCCUGCAAAUAAAUUCUUUUAACAAUUCAAAAGUUCCAAGCACUCAUAAAGCUUAGUUUGGUUGGUUGAAAGUAUAUUUAUGAUGAGUCAAAAGUUUUCUCCUAAUCAAGCUAUGGUAGAUCGUACUUUUAGGAAAGAAUUAAGAAGGCUAGUUAAGGGAAUUCUUUUAACUCUUUCUUAAAUAGCUGCAAAUAAAAUAUAAUUCACUAGUGUUGUACCUACAGCUGUAAUUAAAAGUACAUCAGAUGCUGUUCGCCGCCUUUCUGAAAUUAAUGACUUUACCUUGAUAGCACCUAUGUCUCCAAUAAUAUAUUAAAUGUGCCUAGACAAGCCUGAUUUUAUGAUAUUCUAACUACCAAAAAUAGAUGAACUUAAAGACAUAGGAGAUGAGUAGUUUAUUCUUUACAAUUAGAUUAUUUGUUAUAAGGUCCUAAGUGAUUUAAGCUAUGAACUACUUUAAAAUAUUUACGCAAGUGACGAAAGAAUCACAAAGAUUACACAAAACUUUUUAUUUGAUUUAUUUAAAGCAAUAGAGAAAAAGAAAUUAGAUAAUAACUAAAUUAUUCAUGAAAUAUAUGCAUCUUAGCUUAUUAAUUCUUUACUUAAAAAUAGCGGAUAGCUAUUAGCAAAAGAGAUCAGAAAAAAUAUAAUUGAGCUUUUUAAUAGCUAAGAUUUCUUUAACUGCGACUUUUAAACUUUAAGAAAUUGGAAGGACAUUAUAGAUAGAAUUUCAGACCAAGGUGAUCUCUUUAAAGAAUUCUUGACUAAAGAUGGGUUAUUCUAAAAUUUAGUAUCAAAAAACCACGAGUAAAGUCAUAGAAUUAAAAAAUUGUUUAGAGUUUGCUUUAUAAUUUACUCAGGAAAUGUUGAUAAAUAUUCUAAAAAGUUACUCGAUAUUUUAGAAGCUUUAAAUGAAAUAAUUAUUAAUUACGAAGAUUCUCAUUAACCAAACAUCUAUAUUCUUAUCCUAUUUUGUUUUAGAAUCCUUGUACUCAGAAUGUCUAAGCAAACAUUAAAUGAUUAAUUUAGAAUAGUAUGGCCUGCUAUUUUAACAUUCUUAAUGAAAAUAUUUAAUGAUAAAAGAAAAAAAACUAAUACUAGUCUCAAUCUAGUUUUAGCAGCUAUUAAAUUCAUUGAAUUGCUAUCAAUUGUUUAAUUAGAGGAAUUUUAUUUUUAUGAGUGGAUGUUUGCUUUUGACUUUUUAGGAGUUAAAAUUGAAAAGAUAAAAGUUCCUAGCGAUGGAAUGAGUUUAAAUAUGAGUAUGAGUUGUGUUGUUACACCAUUUUAAUAUAAAUAGCCACUAGCUUGCUAUUUUGGAGAGCCUUACUAACUUGAUUAUAUAAAUUCAAUAAAUGAUAAUGAAAUAUAAACCAAUUUUGAAAAAGAUUAAAGAAAAAUCAUUGUCACAGAAUCCUGUGUUGAAAACGAAGGAGAGUUAAACUCAAAAGUUCUUUACUUAUGCUAAUAUUUAAUUGAUAUUAACCAUAAAAGAUUGAGUAUAGAUAAUGAACUACUUGAACAAGUUAUAGAAUAAGACUUUAUAGAAUUAAAUAAAAUCUUUUUUGAGAUAAAAUGA
Molecule: messenger RNA, 5775 nt
Organism: Tetrahymena thermophila SB210
Lineage: Eukaryota; Ciliophora; Oligohymenophorea; Hymenostomatida; Tetrahymenidae
Product: dopey, amine-terminal domain protein
Exons: 18
Biological process (GO): Golgi to endosome transport
Cellular component (GO): trans-Golgi network; endosome
Source: RefSeq, a predicted model, not a curated record